Molecule: messenger RNA, 9517 nt
Organism: Pristis pectinata (smalltooth sawfish)
Lineage: Eukaryota; Metazoa; Chordata; Chondrichthyes; Rhinopristiformes; Pristidae
Gene: rad54l2
Product: RAD54 like 2
Cellular component (GO): nucleus
Molecular function (GO): ATP hydrolysis activity; ATP binding; ATP-dependent chromatin remodeler activity
Source: RefSeq, a predicted model, not a curated record
GUGUCCUGACUGCCUGGUUGAGGCGGGCCGGCUGCCGCAGUCGCGGCCCCCGGACCGUUUGUCCGAGCUCCGUGUUUCCCGGGGAGGCAGAGGAUCGCGCAGGAGCCGCAUCUUGUGAUUCCAAUCGAUUAGUGCGUCUCUCCCGUCGAUAGAAAUCGGUUCUGGGGCCGAGGUCGGUUUGCGGGGACCGAGCUGCCGCUGCUGAGGUCCACAGAGGGGGGAUAAUGAAUUUGUAAUGCACAGUGUCUGCUGUUCUGGGCCAUGGAGGACGAGUCUAUCUCAGGGAGUGAUCCAGAUGUGGAGUCGGAGGAUGUGGAAGAGGAAGAGGAGGAGAUGGAGGACAAUGAUGGUGAUGACGAGGAUGACCUGGAAGAAAACGAUGAUUCUGAGCUCACUCCGGUCAGUUCUGAGCAUUCCCCACAGCCCGAUGCCAGGGGAUGGAAUUGUUCCACUUCAACUACCUCAUCACAGAAUGAAAAGAAACGGGCUCGCUCAGUAAAUGGCAAGAGGAAAAGGUCAACAAAGCCUGUCCACAUGAGAAGAAACAUCCGAAAGCUACUACGGGAGGACCAACUUGAGGCUGGAACCAAAGCAGCACAGCAGGAGGAAUUGGAGCGCCUAAAAAGGCUUGAACAACAAAGAAAGGAAUUUGUGUUACCCACCUUGCCGUUUGAACUAUUACAAGAGUCGAACGCCCAAACUUUAAAAAAUGAACCUGUUUGGAAUGAAGAGGAAACUGUGCAGAAAGCAGAUGAAGUUCUGUCAGCCCCACCAAGAUACUCUAAAUCUGAGGUCAUCUGUGUGGACAUAAGCAGUGGGAGUGAAGAUGAUGCAGGGGGAGUAAACAGAGUUGUAAAGGAUGAUGUGAUUGAACUGAGUUCAGGGGAAGAUGAUUCGCUCCAAAUUCUUGAUAGUGGAUCCAGCAAUGAAGAGGAGGAGGUGAAUGAGGAGAGCAAUGGUGCUCAUGUGAACGAUGCCUUGAACCAGCCAGAUGACUUGGGCCGUGUACUGGUCAACAUAAAUCAUCCCCCAAAUGAGCAAGACAUUUUCCUGGCACCCCAACUGGCACGAGCUGUCAAAUCACACCAGAUUGGAGGAAUUCGUUUCUUAUAUGAUAAUCUGGUGGAGUCACUGGAAAGGUUUAAAAGCAGCAGUGGUUUUGGUUGUAUCCUGGCACACAGCAUGGGUCUUGGGAAGACCCUGCAAAUGGUCUCCUUUGUGGACGUUCUCUUUCGAUACACAGAAGCACGCACUGUCCUCGCUAUUGUACCGGUGAACACUUUGCAGAACUGGUUGGCCGAGUUUAACAUGUGGCUUCCAGCCCAAGAAGCACUUCCUGCAGACUACAACCCUGAAGAGAUCCAGCCCAGGAGUUUCAAAGUUCAUAUCCUAAAUGAUGAGCACAAAACAACUGUGGCCCGUGCCAAGGUUAUCAAUGAAUGGUCAACUGAUGGUGGCAUGCUGUUAAUGGGGUAUGAGAUGUAUCGUCUGCUUUCAUUGAAAAAAUCUUUUGUUAGUGGGAGGAGGAAGAAAACAAAGAAAUCUACAGGACCUGUGAUCAUAGAUUUGGAUGAGGAAGAUCGACAGCAAGAACUGUUGAAAGGCAUUGAGAAAGCCCUUUCCAGACCAGGGCCAGAUGUAGUUAUUUGCGAUGAAGGCCACCGCAUAAAGAAUUGCCACGCCAGUACAUCUCAGGCCUUAAAGAGCAUCCGUUCACGGCGGCGGGUGGUCCUGACUGGAUAUCCACUUCAGAAUAACCUCAUGGAGUACUGGUGUAUGGUGGACUUUGUCCGGCCUGACUUCCUUGGGACCAGGCAGGAGUUCAGCAACAUGUUCGAGCGGCCUAUCCUGAACGGGCAGUGUAUUGACUCGACUCCGCAGGAUGUCCGCCUGAUGCGGUAUCGCAGCCAUGUUUUACACAGCCUCCUGGAAGGGUUUGUACAAAGGCGGGGCCAUGAUGUUUUAAGAGGUCACCUUCCUGACAAAGAAGAACACGUGUUGCUGGUGCGUCUCUCCAAAAUCCAGCGAUCACUGUAUACAGAGUUUAUGGAUCGUUUCAGAGAUGCAGGAAACAGUGGCUGGCUGGGUCUCAACCCUCUGAAAGCAUUUUGUGUCUGCUGCAAGAUCUGGAACCACCCAGAUGUUCUUUAUGAGGCACUGCAGAAGGAGAACCUGGCCAAUGAUCCAGAUUUGGAUCUUGAGGUAAAUGAUCUUAAUGCAGGUACACCAAAUGCACGGGCUCUGCCAAUUGGAAGUAAAAGGAAAACUGAGAGCACGGCUGCCACCUUAGAUUCCACGAACAGCAAGUUUACCCAGAGUGUUGGAUUCAACCAUUUUCAGGAAAAGGCCAACCAAGUCAUCACAUACGAUUGGGCUAAGGAUAUAUUGGCAAAUUACCAGCCUGGCUUGCUAGAGAACUCUGCAAAAAUGGUGCUGUUGUUUGAGCUAAUUGAAGAGAGCCUGAAACUCGGAGACAAGAUCCUGGUGUUUAGCCAGAGCCUUUCCACACUGUCUGUCAUUGAAGAAUUUCUUGGAAAGAGACAGAUACCAGCAAAAGUAGGCUCCGAAGAACCCCCACAACCCUGGAUCCGGAAUGUUAACUACUACCGGCUGGAUGGAAGCACCUCUGUAAUGGAGCGAGAACGACUGAUCAACCAGUUCAAUGAUCCUCGCAACAUCAAAGCCUGUCUUUUCCUGCUGUCUACUCGAGCUGGGUGCCUGGGAAUCAACCUGGUGGGAGCCAAUCUGGUAGUGUUUGACGCAUCCUGGAACCCCUGUCAUGAUGCUCAGGCCGUGUGUCGCGUGUACCGCUACGGUCAAAAGAAGCCUUGUUACAUUUACCGGCUGGUGUCUGACUACACACUUGAGAAGAAGAUCUAUGACCGGCAGAUCUCCAAGCAGGGCAUGUCUGACCGUGUUAUUGAUGAUCUAAACCCAAUGUUAAAUUUCACCCGGAAGGAAGUGGAAUCCCUCCUGCAUUUUGUGGAGGAGGAGCCUGUUUCAGCAGAAACAAACUUCGAGACAGAUAUAUUAUGUGAUGAAGUGAUACACAGAGCAUGCGCCAAACAUAAACAUCUUGUCACCAAGCCUCCUUUCCAGCACGAGUCCCUGCUAAUGGACCGCAAAGAGUACAAGUUGACCAAGGCGGAGAAGAAGGCUGCGAAGAAGAGUUACGAGGAUGAGAAGCGAGCAUCAGUCCCAUACACCAGACCGUCCUAUGCCCAGUAUUACCCAGCCAGUGACCAGAGCCUUACCAACAUCCCCAUCUUUAGCCAGCGGCAUUGGUAUAGGCCCAAUUAAGGGCUGGAUGAGAAGCCAGUGGCUAGCGUUCGACCUGUACAGUCAACACCAAUUCCCAUGAUGCCUCGGCAGGUUCCAAGUGGAAUGGGAAUUCCUAGUUCGGGAUUUGGUCCUGUGUUUUCUGUCAGUCACCUCCAACGGGCUGGUGUUGUGGUGCAGAAAAUUGUCACUACCACAGAUAUCAUUAUUCCUGGAACAAUACAUCAACUGAUGUCCCAAGCAAGAAUCAAUGCUGGGGAAAGCAUCCAUGUUAUCAGGGAACCAAAAGGGAUGUACAUUCGCACAUGUGAUGGAAGGAUUUUUGCUGUACGCAUGGGCAAUAAACCUAAAGUGGCUGAGGGAAAUCAUGCAGUGGCAUCAGGCUCGCAGGGAGUAGCCCUUAAUGUAACCGGCCACAAAGGUCACAGCUCCACCUCCCCAGAUCAGUCACAGAAGGCCCUUUCCCCGGAAGAAAUUGCACGGCCUCUUUCCCCGGACAGCCCAGAGAUAAUAAGCGAGCUCCAGCGCUACGCCGAGGCAGCUGCCGCCAGGGAAUCCGGUGACCGGCCCGCAACCGUCACCAACACGCAGGGUGAUCACUCCAAGCUGAGACCGGCUCAGCCCUCGGACCAGCUCCUGAGCGUCAACAGCCCUGCUUCAGGCCGCCCUGCGGCCUUGAACAUGCCAUCGGCUAGCCGCUACGCUGACUGGACCUCCGGCGCCUUUGGGAUGGAUAUCAAGGGUGGCAAGCGGAAGUCUUCCUCUCCUUCCUUGGAGGACCGUGCGCGGAAGCAGAGGCACUCGAUGUCGGUGCAGGGCUACUCUCUGCCCGCUGGCUUUAACCUCUCAUCUGUUGGCCUGAGCCCUGAGAUACCUGGCUUGCCCGGUAAUUGCCCGACUCUCUUGAACCCCCUGUACGGCGCAGGGAAUCCCUACUACACUCUGCCCGGCUUCCUGGGGGACACGCGGCUGAUGUUCCCCAUGACUACUGACCCGCGUCUUGCUGCUAGCACCUCUGGCCCUGCCGUCCCUACCUCAGCGACCGGUGCCGCAGUGCCCUUCAUGCUCAGCCCAACCUCGGCAGUGCCCGGGGGUCUGCUUCCCGGCCUCCCUCACCCCUUCGCCCAGUCUCCGCUGAACGAGCCCCGCAUGUUUGCUCCAUAUCCAGUCCCCCUACUCACCAACAGUUUGCCAGCCAGCACGGACCAACCUGGCAGAGUCUUUGUGCCAUCGUCGUCGUCUUCCGGCUACUCUGCUCAGGAGCUCCUUGGCACCACAGCUCCACAGAUGGACCCGCCUCCGGGAUUGGACGCCACUGGCAACUCGGAUGACGAUGUCAUCGAGGUCACAAGCAGUAACUUGGGGUGACCGACCCAUAAGGGACAAGGCUGUUAUCCAAAUCUUUUUAAAAAUAAUUAAGUAAAUAAACGUGUCACUCUCCCGAAUUUUAUGGCCGUUGACCACCAUAUUGUAAAUGUUGCCUUUUUAGAGUUUUUUUAAAUUAUUGGCCAAGUUUUUUCAUCUUUUUAAAUAAAACUUUCCACUGGAUUUUUUUUUUGUUUCUUGCCUGGAAGAAGUUUUUGCCUGCAUUUGAGAAAAUCUGGUUUGGAUGGAGACAUGCAGUUGUUUCCUGUGGGAGAAUUUAUUUAAAGAGGCAAAACAAUGCUAAGUUGUUUAAAGGGGAUGUGUAUUUUUUUAAAAAAGGGACUUUCACAUCUAUAUGUCUGAAUGGGCAGUGUCACGUAAAUUUGACUGAUAACACAUUUGUAGACCCUUUUGUGGUUCGAAAAAGCUUUGAUAACAGCUUGUGUGCAGAGCAAGCAGUGCUUGAUAUUUUCAGCAAGCUUGGGAGAGACUCAUCAGUAUUAAGUUGGAAUGGUACUGCAGGAUUGGAAGAAUUAUUUCCUCAGCUCAUGAAUGAGAGUUCUAUUGACUAGGGAAAUGGUGAGGCAGCAAGCUCUGACAGGACAGAAUUUGUUUGAAAAACUGACUAGCCCUUGAAGGGCUUAGCGGAGGAAUGCAUCAGGAAGUGGGAUACUGAGCCAAGCAGACCAGAAUCUAACAGGCUCUGUGCCUAAUCUACAGGGCCAAAUGAUCUCUUGCAGUUGUUCCAACUCCUUGGAGAAAAAAAAAAUUAGCUUUCCUGCUGCCCGUUCCCAGUGCUGAGCCAGUCAAGGAUGAAACUCGUGUGAAACAGGACGGGGAGAAGAUUUGAAGGGUGGGGAAUUAAACUGAGAGGACCAUGUCUCUGAGUGUCUGCUACCACCUUAAUCGAGUGCCUGUAGAGGAAUCUUUUGCUGUUCCCUAAAUGUGGGCAAUGACACUGAGUUUGAUUACAAACAUCUCAUUUCAGUUCUGUGGGUUACCAUGAACCAGAUUCUUGUCCCCACAGAAAUGUUAAAUUUGAAAAUCACAAGUACCUUUUAGGUAAUGCUCUUUUCUCAGAUUGGGUUUGUGUGGUGCUGUUAAGUGUUUGGCAAAGUUCUUCCUUGGCUACAAAAGGGGAAGAACCUUGUGUUAAAGUGCUGCAGUUGAUGUUUUAUGCAGAAUAUUUUGUUUUACCAUCACAUUAUAGUGGUCAACUCGUACAGCAGGAAGAACACAUGAACUGUGACUCAGCAGGAUAUCUGUAGAGAAUUGCUUCAUUCAGGUCAAGUUCAGACUGUUCCUGACAUACAGAAGUAUUAAACCAGACAAUUUUUAGAAGUUCCAGUUUGAAGUUUGGUUUAAAAUGUAAAGCCAGCAUUAUUAUUGCUUUUUUUUCCUUGGAAGUAAAUUACAUCUUUAACUUAUUUAUGAACUUGGGUAUUUAUUAUCACAAGCAUAACUGAAGUGCAUAUGUUUUGGAGGGAAAAGGAAACAGGAUGAUAAUUCUGACCAAAGUUCAGCUGACAUUUGGACCAACGUAGUCAGACCAAAAUUAUUCUGGCUCCAGGGGUUAAAACAAGAUGCAGCAGAUGAGAGUUGGCCACAUUGGAAUCAUCUGCCAUCAGUCUUGGCCCAAUUCAAGACCUAGAGGGGGAACUGAUUAACCAAUAAUUUAUCUUAAAUUUAAGAUAUUAUCUGUAGAUUUCUGUGGUGAAGCAUCUUUCAUUCUUUGGAUGAAUGGCUCUAGGUGACCUAAUGCAGUUGAUCACAGAUCACUGUUUAUUACACUUUCACCUGAAGUUGUACCUUGCCAGUUUCAGCCAUAUCUUAGUACUGGUUCUUGGGGUACAGAUGCCACUGUUGGCCAUUUCUCAGAAGUUAGUGAGAGAUGCUAUGGGGGAAUUCGCAGAUGUAGUUGGCAUUGUGUAGCCCAUUCGAGAGUGAAUAAAUGGCUAUACACAAUACCCCUUUGUAGUGAGUGACCCCAGAAUUGGAAGGCUCACUUCAGUGAACCCCUAUUUUAACCACUUUUGUUUUUGAUUAAAGCAUCUUGUUAGUCACAAAUCUUUCAUUCAAAAGAAUUCUCCCCACCUUCCUUUCUCUCUUUCCCCCCCCCCCCAAGACAUUAAUUCACAAUGUACAGCACAGACCAUGUGCACCAAUGGCACUCAAUUCCUUAGUUGCUAUUUAUUGCUAAGAUGACCAUCAGGGGAAUAUUUGGACAAUGAGGUGAAGCCCUAGAAUUUGUAUUGACCAGUUGGUAAUCACUUCCAGGGCAUGUAGGACCUUUGAGCAAGAUAACCUGAAUUAACAUAAAAAAAUAAUAAUCUGAACAGAUUGGUCCUAAAUAAUGAGCUGAAACCUCACGCUGGCCAAGUUACAUGCUUGCUGUGUGAGUGUGCAGUUCUGUGAAGCCUAUUGUGCACAGCCUGGAAGCUGACUUAAAUUUAAAAAUAACAUUGUUUAUGCUGCCUUAUGAUGCUGACCUUGACCUUCCUCGUCUAAAGUUUAGCAUUUGCACACUGCCAUUAAAGCUGAAGUGAAUUGCACCGAUAUGGAAAUUAUUCCAUGCACCAAUUCUGCCCCAAUUGGUUUGUUUCCACAAUAAUCUUCCCUCUUCAAUCGCCCUAUUCAUGAUCCCUCCGCUUUUCUGAACCAGAUUACAGAACCAGAGUCCUUAACAGGAUCUACGAAACCCUAAGUCCACUUUCUGAAUGUGAGCACUCAGGACAAAUAUAUCUGUUGCAGUUCUUCAAAACAACUCUGAACAAUAUACCGGAAAGGUCAAAGGAGCCAGAAUAUGGUUUGAUCUAUUGGUGCGUCAUUCUGAUCUGCACUGAAGCUAACUUCAAAUAGUUAUUUAUCUUUGUCUUUAUUAAUUUUCCUUAAAUCCCAAGACACCUAUCUAGCACGAGUUGCCAUAUGAGAUAAAUAUUAAUUGAUAGAAGCCUUAGAAACAUUAGCUAUGCAAGUUUUUUGAUUUUUUAAAAAUAUUUUUUUUGUUCAGGCAUAUCACAAAUAUGAGUAAGGGGCCUUUAAGCUGUCAAAUCAUCAGAGAAGGCACCACCAUCUGUCGGCCAGAAAUAGUGAAGUUAUCAACUUUCCAAAGACUUGAAAGGCUUUAUAUUCUUUCUGGCACCCCUGUAACUAGUGUGUCCUGUGUUGUUGUAAGGCGUGAAAUGGAAACAUUGGCAGUGGAGAGUGGGCGGAAGUGAAUCACUUUGUGAUCCUGUCAGUCACGUGACCUGGUCAAUUUUGUGUUUAAACUGGUAGCUGAAUUAUUACUUAGAUUUGUUGGUAGGCUCUGGUGACCGAGGAAAACCCUGGAAAUUUUGUUCUGGUUGAUCUUCCAUUGUAGCAGCCAAUGCGUUGAGUCUUGAAACUUCUGAGGAGCCAGUGUAUUCAUUUGUUUAGAUGUCAGAAGAUUCUCAAUCUAUCCACUGUAUUCUGAGACAGAGUGGGAGUAACUUUUUGUAUGUACCGGACACCAAAUCAUGCUGUCUAUUAAUGAUGAACACUUCUGUUUCUGACCAUACUCUGCCCGCAUCAUUAAUACAAUUGUUAUCUCAUUGCUCUGUUCAAGUCAAUCUGCUUUUACAGAAUGAGUUCAAAUAACCUGCAUAGUGUAUCAAAGGAGCAUGGUCAGGAGCGAUGUGUAGAUGUGGACUGUUAAUUUAGAAGUGUGUGUGUGUGUGUGUGUGUGACUUCUCCUGUCAUUCACAGGAAGCUUGCCUGUCCUGUGAGAGUAUGAGCCUGCAGUCCUGUGCUCCUUUGGAAAAUCAGCCAGUUGUCCUUUGUAAUAGCCACAUUCUACAGUCAUCUUUUUACUGUGUCAAAUCCAGUUACCAAGUUAUUUGACUAGUGGAAGUCGUCUUUUAACAUUGUGGAUUUGUUAUGUCCCUACAGGGGAAAUUACUCCUGCAGCUUCCGGUUGGCAUAAAGUUCCCUUUCCGGACUUUGUAACUCACCUACAGGUUGUGUGUUAGGAAGUUGUUCAGAGCGGCAUUUACUGAGCUCACUGUAAGGCAACUACUGCAUGCCACAAGGUGAGCCUUAGAUGGCAUUGUGUAAAUAUCAUGAUCUCCUCACACUUGUAGACAAGGCAGCAGGGAAAUGGUAACAUCCCAGGGUGUCUGUAUUCUUUGCUCCUGGUCCGUGCUGUUCAGUGCUUCCAUUGCUUUCAUUGUUAAAUGGUUGAGUGUAUUGCACCUACUUUACAAAUAGGUGUAAAUUGUCUUCUGCCUCUGGUGUGGACAAGAUCCUGCCUAUUUGUUUCCAUUCUUUAUUGAAUGUGGAUAUGGGCUUGACUGCAUUGUAUUCGAAUCCCAGAGACUGUUACCACCAGGAAUUAAGGGAGUCUAUGCUGCUAACCACCUUUCUGAAAACUGCUGUCUGUGCAUGCGCAAUGGGUACAAAGUAGAAAAGAUCUUCUACUGAUGACUGCAAUGGAAAUAGUACUGUUGCUGCACCAGGCAGGCCCGUGUAGGGUGGCCUUGUGAUUUUGCCCCACACCAGGAAAUAAAACUGCAAGUUUAUUCACUUUUCCCCCAUCUCUUCCACUGACCACACCCCCAGAAAAUGAAUUGAAAACUAUUUUGUUGUUUUAAAAUGGAGACCAUUUUUUGUAAUUAAAUGUUACCGAUCUGUAAACUGCCUAAUGGACCUCUUCUGUUUUUUUUUAUUUGGAAAGAAUGAAAAAUAAAGUCUAGAGCCUCUUGUGUUUUGGUAGAGAUAUCCUUUACCUAAGUGUCUGUGUGAGAAUGUUCCUGAAGUAAAUUGUGUACUUUGCUGCAUAAUUCAUGAUAAACACGCCACUUAUUUUGUCAGGAAAUUUCUGCUUGUAGCUUCGUCUUUAUAGUGUGCGUAUAAA